Nymphaea colorata (pocket water lily) is the source of this 774-nucleotide messenger RNA. RefSeq lists its product as uncharacterized. The record is from RefSeq and is a predicted model, not a curated record. The transcript has 5 exons. NCBI's taxonomy places the organism in Eukaryota, Viridiplantae, Streptophyta, Magnoliopsida, Nymphaeales, Nymphaeaceae. Bases 216 to 428 code for a protein of 70 amino acids.
GUUCGGAGUGCACGGGAUCAGAUCUGGACCAUUGAUUUUGCGGCAAUAGGGUUGCCCUGCCACGCGAUUUAUUUGCGUCCAGAUGCCAUGGCUGCGGGACAAGAGGGACGCUGGAGGGGGAGCUCCAUAAGAGAAAGCAGGCUUCAGCUGAUCAAGAACUUUAGUUGCUAGACUCGCAGAUUAAGUUUCAAGACAGUUGCUGAGAGAACCCUCUGAUGGCAGGUGGGAAUUUCAUGCAUCGGGUGCUCAGUUAUGUCAUCAAUGAGGUUGUUGUUAACGGCCUUGCCAAUAGUCCUGCAUUCCAAAGGUUUGCUGUGAGGACAUCGAAGACAUUGGAAGAUAUUUCGGUGAAAGCGAGUAAGAAACGGCAGGAGCUGGCAGAGCAGAUAAAGGAAGCCUCAAGGAACUUUGAUUCAUUCAAGAACUAGUCAUUUGACACUGAUGAAGUCAUGAAACUCCAUGUUGUAGAAGCUUUUGAAUUGAUCACUAUGGAGGACUUGGACAAUUUCUUUCUUCCUGCUUCAUUAAUUUUUCCAUGUGAAUAUUUUGAUGGCCCCCAACUAAUGCGGUCCCGUGCUUGUAUAAAGUUAGCUAUUGCAUGUGACAGUUUCACCGUCAUCUUGAUUCCAGAUUGUCCAAUAUGGGCUCGUGUUUGAGUGGUGUAUCGUCUAAAGAUGAUAAUAUGGUGGGAUCUAUAUGAAAUAUGAAAAUUGAAACUGUUGUAAGAUAAUGAGAGUUCUGUUUUUGGAAUUCCAGACUUCUUAACUUCUUCCA